Messenger RNA from Monopterus albus (swamp eel), 1044 nucleotides. Its product is annotated as arachidonate 12-lipoxygenase, 12R-type-like. Gene Ontology annotation, molecular function: iron ion binding; protein binding; oxidoreductase activity, acting on single donors with incorporation of molecular oxygen, incorporation of two atoms of oxygen. The record is from RefSeq and is a predicted model, not a curated record. The coding region runs from base 1 to 1008 and encodes 335 amino acids. Lineage: Eukaryota; Metazoa; Chordata; Actinopteri; Synbranchiformes; Synbranchidae. Gene Ontology annotation, biological process: lipid oxidation. The transcript is spliced from 7 exons.
AUGGUGAACUAUGAAGUGACCGUAUUUGCUGCCAAUCAUGCCACUGCCACGACUUUAAACAAUGUCUACAUCAAGCUGGUGGGCACAGAUGGGGAAAGCAAACGCAGUUGGCUGACUGGCUUCAAAAGGGCUUCGACCCUCAGGAGAACAGUGUCUAGUUUUACUGUGUCCUGUCCUGCCUCCAUUGGAAAACUGGUUCUGAUCGAGCUCGACAAACAAAGCCUCCUACUGUUCCCAAAAGACUCUUGGUUUCCUGCCAAGGUGAUGGUUAAAUCUCCCGAAGGACACACCUACAACUUUCCCAUCUACCACUGGAUUGAUGACAGGGAGGUGCACUGCUUCAGAGAGGGAACAGCUCUGAGAGUCUUUGAAGACAAACAUCAUUGUACGAAGCUGUCGCGUGAACAGGAGCUAAAGAAGCGACAGAAAGACUAUUGCUGGACUGUGUUUGCAGAGGGAAUACCACACUGCAUGAAGGCAGAAAGUGCUCUUUCUCUGCCUUGUGAGGUCCGCUUCUCCUUCACCAGGUCUUCAGAACUUUUAUACACUGCAGCCACAGGGCUAGUAGAGCUGAAACUGAAGGCAUUGGUUGGCUGCAAAAAGAAGUGGACUCAUAUAGAUGCUAUCAGUCAGGUGUUCUCCUGCAAACGAACUGACAUAUCAGACUACGUUCAGCAACAUUGGAAGGAGGAUGCUUUUUUUGGCUACCAGUUUCUAAAUGGUGUCAACCCCAUGCUGAUCCGACGUUGCACUGCUUUGCCCAGUAACUUCCCCGUCACUGAUGACAUGGUCUUCCCCAGUGGUCAAUGCAACUUGGCAGAUGAACUGAAGAAUGGCAACAUAUUUCUGUGUGACUACAAGCUUCUGGAUGGACUGACAGCAAACACCGUCAACGAGAAACAGCAGUACCUGAUGGCUCCCCUUGUCCUGCUCCACAAAACACCUGAUGAUAACCUGAUGCCAAUUGCUAUUCAAGUGAGAUUAGUCCUCAAAUAUACCCAAUAUUAAAGCUGUAUGUUAGAGUAUCGAUUAAAAUUCUUUCUC